AUGAUGACGAUCUCCCGUCGAAGCACAACGUCCCUCCAAGUCCAAGCUCGCAACAGCAACCACUUCCCCGAAACCGAAUCAAGCCUUCCAAAUCUCCCUCGCGCAUCUACGAACUCACUCAUCGACAACCUUCUCUCGUAUCUUGGGCCACGUAAUCCAUUUCCCAAAGCAGUAACCAAGGACGAUACAGUUUGGUUAUUGGAUAAUACGGCAUAUAGAAACCACGUAACCGGGAAAUGGGAAGCAGAAUUUGUAGCUGCAGUAUGGGAGACAGAAAGUGCAAGACAUGUACCAGAAAUCAUUGGGGAUAUCGUGGGGAGAAUUGGGGGUGACGGGGAUAGAGGGGAAGAUGAAAUUGUGGAAGAAAGAUUGAGACCAUUCUUGAUGGAUGUUCGAGCUGGAAGGGUUGUCAAUAUUGCGUCUUCAGGUCAUCAAGGGGUCGCAAAUUUAAAACUUGGACCGUGUGGUCGAAAUGGUAUUAGUAGUGAUAUCCGGACAUUGCGGGAUGGCAAAGACGGCGAAAUCGUGAAAUGGAAUGCAAAAGUCCCUCUAGAAGUUGAAGGAAUAUUGCAAAUGAAAACAGUCUAUGCCGAACCUGAAGGAUGGGCAGUCAUCUCUGAUAUUGACGACUCAAUAAAAAUAACCCAAACAAGUUCUCCAAUUGACAUUUUACGCUCUACCUUCUUAUCCAAACCGAUGCCCGUUGAAGGAAUGCCUGAACUAUACAAACACAUACAGUCCAUCAUUACACCUAAACACGCAUCUGUAGCUCCUUGGUUCUAUCUAUCUGCCUCGCCCUACACUCUCUACUCAUUUCUCAGCGAAUUCCGUCGGGCAUAUUAUCCUCAAGGAACUAUGAUACUGAGGGAUGCCAACUUCUUGAGUUUAUCUGGAUUGUUAGAGACAUUGACAGAGGGCACACAAGAGUACAAGAUCAAUGAGAUGGAAAAGAUUCAUAAAUGGUUGCCGAAGAGGAAGAUGAUUUUUGUGGGCGAUAGCACGCAGAGUGACCCAGAGGCUUAUGGGGAGAUAUGUCGCAAAAACCCAGGCUGGGUCAAAUUAGUACUCAUACGCAAGGUCACGGACAUAGCCUCCAUCGGUAUUGUCCAGAAAAACGAGCCUGAACGAUUUGAGAAAGCGUUUGACGGUGUAUCAAAGGAUAUCUGGAGAGUGUUCGAGAGUCCAGAGGAGUGCUAUGAACUAGUGGACGAACUGAUAAAGGCUUCACCUACCUGA
This is a messenger RNA of Botrytis deweyae, 1236 nucleotides long. RefSeq lists its product as uncharacterized. NCBI's taxonomy places the organism in Eukaryota, Fungi, Ascomycota, Leotiomycetes, Helotiales, Sclerotiniaceae. Gene Ontology annotation, cellular component: actin cortical patch. The coding region runs from base 1 to 1236 and encodes 411 amino acids. Gene Ontology annotation, molecular function: phosphatidate phosphatase activity. The record is from RefSeq and is a predicted model, not a curated record. The transcript has 3 exons.